AUGACUGUGUCAGUUUCCAUUAAUCCCAUUGCCGAUACCAAAUGUACCGGGGAGUACUCGUAUGCCUAUUAUGGAUACGACAGUUCAUCUGCAGUCUCACCGCGAUGCGUGAAAGACGACCAAGCAUGCAGCACAUACAUACGUGGCCAAAUACAUGCAAGACGAAUUAACAAUGGAAAAAUAGUGCCGCUGAUGGUUGGAAUGAUGUGCAUGCCGACUAAUGUUGCCAUAUACACAAAAAUUACCAAAUACCGCGAGUGGAUCAUUAGAACUCUUAAAGAAUUGGGACAUGGGGAUGCGGCGUCUACUCAUGGUCUCCCAAAUCCUGGCGAGUUCGUCGAAUCUUCCGAAGUAAAAAUGGAAUUCAAUUCACACACGGUUAAGAUCCUCUGGCCGGAAAAUGGCGAAACGAACGGGCUCACUUGCUACGGAGCACACACGGAUCCUGGUGCAGUCAUCACUUUGGCGCAAUGUACCUCCUACCUCGGGAACGCUCCCACUGAGGUUAUGUUUUAUGAUUCGUCUGUUCGGAAAAUAAGCGAAAUAAUUGUACAUCCCAACUACACACGCACCGAGCAUCCCAACUUCAACGAUAUUGCCGUCUUGAAGCUAGAGUCUCCAGCAGGUAUCAUUCCCGCUGUUUGCGGUUGGUAUGGAAACAUAAAUCCCUCGCGAAGUGUGGCAGUAAAUGCAAUCGUGACCGCAACGCUGCCAAGCGUGAUCGGUUACAGUUCAGAUACCAGGACUUCCAAAACAUUGCUGAUUGCAAGCUUCAGCGAACAACAAUGCAACACAGCGCAGUAUGAUCGAUCGCAAAUUCCGAACGACUCUCGGGAUAAGUAUUUCUGCUUCCUGCACAAUCCUUCUGAUGGGCAAAAAUCCUACAAAAUACAGCUGGGAGCUCCGAUACAAAUGACUGGGACCGCCGCACGCUUCGUAGUUGGAUUAAAUCAGAACAACUGUGAUUGUGGCUUCAGCACUCCAAUGAUUGGUAUACGCUUCGAUGCUCACGAAGCAUGGCUGAAAUCGAUUCUACUCCCGACGCCGACUAAACCAGACGCAACAAAGUCAUUAAGCGCAUUAACGUACAUUGAUAACGACAUUACAUAUUCUGAUCCAUGUGGAUACCCCGACGGCACUAAAGGAAUGUGUGAAGCUAUUGCAACCUGCAGUAGCAUUCAACAGCGUGUGAGCACCAAACAGCAAAUCGUUUUCUGCGGAAACCAAACCAUAGUUUGCUGCCCUCAGGAAGGAAACGCGGCAGCUGAACGCUUUAAAAAUGAACUCAUAGAAUGUGACAACCACUACAGUCAUCUACGCCAAGAACGGCAUGAACGAUUGGCAAUGGACGACUCACUAGCGGACACAUCUCCACACCUGGUACGGUUGAAAUAG
Messenger RNA from Anopheles maculipalpis, 1395 nucleotides. RefSeq lists its product as uncharacterized. The transcript has 6 exons. The record is from RefSeq and is a predicted model, not a curated record. Gene Ontology annotation, molecular function: serine-type endopeptidase activity. Gene Ontology annotation, biological process: proteolysis. NCBI's taxonomy places the organism in Eukaryota, Metazoa, Arthropoda, Insecta, Diptera, Culicidae. Bases 1 to 1395 code for a protein of 464 amino acids.